AUGAAUUCGAACUGGUUUUCUCAGUGGAAUGAGAGGCAACGUGAAGAUGAGGAAGAUGAAGAAUAUAAUGCACAGAGGCGAAGAAAUACAACACAAGUUAUGGCAGAAGCAGCUAGCUGGUUGGCUACUAACCCACUUCAACAACAACCUCAAUGGGGUGGUUCUGUUCCAGGCCGCGCUACCCGUCAUCGAUCACGUGAGGUAGCUAAUGAAAAAUUGUUAAAUGAUUACUUCGUAGAUGACCCUGUGUAUCCUGCCGAAACUUUUAGACGACGUUACAGGAUGAGGCGUGAAGUGUUCCUCCGCAUGUUAGAGCAUGUCCAGACGGCGUAUCCAUACUUUAGGCAGUCACAAGAUUGUGCUGGGAGUCCAGGAUUCUCACCUCACUAG
Molecule: messenger RNA, 390 nt
Organism: Rosa chinensis
Lineage: Eukaryota; Viridiplantae; Streptophyta; Magnoliopsida; Rosales; Rosaceae
Exons: 1
Coding region: 1-390 (129 amino acids)
Source: RefSeq, a predicted model, not a curated record